Molecule: messenger RNA, 2470 nt
Organism: Daphnia pulicaria
Lineage: Eukaryota; Metazoa; Arthropoda; Branchiopoda; Diplostraca; Daphniidae
Gene: fax
Product: failed axon connections-like
Exons: 7
Coding region: 240-1433 (397 amino acids)
Cellular component (GO): cytoplasm
Source: RefSeq, a predicted model, not a curated record
GUUUUCAUCGGUGCAUUCACGUUUGGUCAGGGCACAAGAGCGCGUCCCCUCUAACUCUCUCUCUCUCGCUCUCUUUUUUUCCAUUCGAAUUUGUUUCUUCGCUCAUUAUUUCUGUCUCUCUUUUUUUGGUUUGAUCGUAUUUUUGACAUUUUCAUCAAUCGACCGGUGUGCUGCUGAUUUUUGUGAGACCUUUUCAACUUUUGUUUGGAGGAAACUCGACUCACCCCGGUAGAGGAAAGAUGUCGAACGACGAGAAGACAACCGUUGCUGCUCCAGUUGACAGCGUCCAGCAGGUCAACAACAAAGAAGUGGAAGAAAAGCAACUGAUUGAAGAACAGGCUAAGAACACGGAGGCUACCAACAUUGAUAACGGCAAAUCCACGCAACAGGUCGAAGCCACGACAGACGCCGCUGCCAAGGAAGCGACGCCGAACCCGGCUCCACCAGCUCCCAAGCCACCAAAACCGGCAGUUCAUAAAGUAGAUUUUGAAAAGAAUGUCGUCUAUCUCUACCAGUUCUCUCGCACCAAGAACAUCCCGAGUCCAUCGCCGUUCUGCUUAAAAGUCGAAACUUGGCUGCGCAUGGCCGGUAUCAAGUACGAGAAUGUGGACCACAAGAUGCGAUUCCGCUCCGCCAAAGGCCAGCUGCCGUUCGUCGAAGUGAACGGAGCAGAGAUCGCCGAUAGUGCCGUCAUCGUCAAAGAGCUCGGCGCUACUUUUAACACCGACAUGGACGCACACUUGACAUCUGAACAACGCAAUGUGGCCCACGCCACCAUCACCAUGCUCGAGAGCCAUUACCACUGGAUUGAUGUCUGGUGGCGCUCAAAGAACCAGGAUGCUAUGCUCCAGGCCUAUAAAAUUGACCUGCAGCAUAUGGUUGGAUCAAAACUGCCUGCGGCCUUGUUGAAGUUCUAUUACUGUUUCUCAUUGAGACGUCGGGGAAUGAAGAAAGUCCGUGCCACUGGUAUUGGUGUCCACUCGCCGAAAGAAAUCAUUCAGAUGGGCAAAGACGAUCUUAAGGUGCUAGCUGAUAUGCUCGGCGACAAGACUUUCUUUUUUGGAGACGAACCCACCACUCUUGACGUCGUGGUUUUCGCUAACGUCGCACAAUUGACUGUCAUCGACAAGGAUGUCGCUCACCCCUUGCGAGACUGGGUCAUGGAGGACGGCAAAAACCUAGUGCAGCACUUCGAAAGAAUCAAAGAGAAAUACUAUCCCGACUGGCAGGAAAUGUGUGACACUCUAGAUAUGAACACUCAUAUCCCCAAGCCUGUCAAAGAAGAAAAGGAAGCAGAAAAGGUCGAACAGAAAGAAGAGGAGAAGAAAGAGGAAGAUAAGGAGAAGGUUGAAGAUGAAAAGGAGAAGGAAAAAGAGAGCGACGAAAAAACGCCAGCAACGGAAGCGGAUGAAAACCAGAAGGAAACCAAAUGAGCAGAGUUGGGAACACGCUUUAUAUACGUUUGAGAAAGAAAAAACAUCCGUUUAUUCCUUUUUGCGCCGAGCGGUCAAAAAGGAACGCGCAUUAUCUGUUUCAUUUUUAGCUAACUCUUUCGUCCCACCCUUUUUUUAUUUUAUUUUUUUUUUAUUCUCACGGACUUUUUUCACUUCAGGAUUGAAUCUUCCAUUUAAAGAAAGAAAACUGAUGUAACGAAAUUGAAAGAUAUGGGGACAAUUUAAUUCGUUGUCUUGAGCCACGUUUUGUUUUAGAUGUGACGUUGGUUAUCUAAUUUUAACGGUAUUCCCAUUGACCCCCUGCUCUCUUAUACUCUUCAUUUAAAAGAACAAAGCUUGUGGAGGUGUUUUUUUUUUUCUCAUUUAGCAUCUGUAAAACAUAGUAGUCUUUCUUUUUUUUUUCUAAAAAUAAGUUUUCAAGUCACGCACUCAACAAAAGAUCCAUUUUUUCGUGUCGAUACUUGGUCUUUCUUGUUAAUUUUCCGGCUCAGAAGGAAGGCGAGGGUAGGGACAUUUUCUUUUUCAAUUUUUUUUGCGACCGUUGUGAAACCAGAGACCCGGGACUGUGUAAGCGGGGAGGGGAGAAAUGCUUUCAAAUUUUGUCCUCAAAAAAUUCCUAUUAUCCGCACAACUCAAUGGGCUUUUCUGAUUUAUGUGUCUGUAAAACCAAUGCUCUGUGUGUAUUUGUGUGUUGACCAAAAUUUGCAUUGCCAGAAAUUGUCCUGCCCUCUUUUGGAAAUUUCUAAUGAAAAAAAGAACAAAAAAAUUAGUUUUUUUUUUUUUACUACUUCUAAAACAAAAAAGCUUCUGGUUGUCUUGCCACCAAUUACUAUACCGCUCAUAUUCUUGCCACGUACGUUUGAUUGAACACGCGUGCAGUCUUUUGAUAAACAUCAAUCCAUUGGCUUAUCUUUUGAUGUCAUUGUCUCACCCAUCCCCCCAACCCUUCAUCGAUAAAAGAAAGAAAAACCAUGUCUUCGACAAGAAUACUCAAAUAAAAGACAAAAUCCAAACUG